Molecule: messenger RNA, 978 nt
Organism: Penicillium verrucosum
Lineage: Eukaryota; Fungi; Ascomycota; Eurotiomycetes; Eurotiales; Aspergillaceae
Product: DUF3716 domain-containing protein
Exons: 2
Coding region: 1-978 (325 amino acids)
Source: RefSeq, a predicted model, not a curated record
AUGGCCAAUCGUCUCCCCGAGCCUGCUUCGGCAGACAAGGGUAUCCCAGUCCUCAUCCCCCCCAUCCAUAUUGGAAGCCGAAUAGAGCCUCCAGGGCUCUGGGCUCAGAGAAUUCGUGAGCUUCCAUACCGACGUUCUCGCCGGGGAUCGACCCCUACCCUCCGAUACCUUAUCCAGCUCCCACCACAUCGGGAGCCAUCCUGGCGUUCACACCGUCAUUGGACCAAUUCUACCGAGGACGGUAUGAUAUCAGAUCGCACUGAAAACAUCGAGGCCGCUCUCAUGCAGGUAGUUGGGACUGUGAUGGAGGUUCAGUGUGUGCCAUGUCAAGAAGGGUGCGGGCCGUUCACACAUUGUGUGACCGUCGUAGGAGCGGAGGAAGUGACUUGCUGCGCCAAUUGCCACUUUCGAUCCCAGGAUACUCGUUGUCGAUGGCCAAGUCCGACCCCACCGCCCAUUUCCCAGCCCGCUUCUUCGAAUCGACGAGUUCCCUUAAGCCCUAUCGACAACCGACAAGCGCAGGCCGGUGCCCAAUCCACGGGUCAGGCCGGUGCCCCAGCCCUGCCACAAGUCUUCACUCGUCUAGAUUUGAUACCGAUACAACAAAACAUUACUCAGGCCGCAAGGCUGAGAGAGCAGGUAGAGCGAGCACGUCAGCGUGUUCAACAAUCGCAUGAGUCGGUCGAGACCUAUCUACAAACAGCAAUCGACACCAUGAACAUUCUACAGGACUACAUCACCCAAGCCCAGGGGACAGAUAGGACCCGAUCAACUGCAGUACUAAGCACUCUACCCGGAUACAUCAACUUAACAAUGCAGAAUCUGACCGCAGCCCACCGUCACCAGAGUGCCCUUUCGCAAACCCUUAGCGCGCUGAAUAUAGCCCAAGCUCGUCUAGACCAAGCUCAGAUUGAGGUGAUCAAUGCUCUUCUGGCGCUCCUAGGCGAUCUCGUUACACGCCCCGAUACACCUGUCUAA